AUGCUGGAGAACAGCAAUGUUGUUCGGGGAUCCAGCACCGAACACAGCCUGUGUAUUCUCGAACAGAAAUGGGCGUCUGUUUACAGCAAGGUCCAGGAGCGCAAGGUAAAGCUUACAGAAGGCUUGAGUCUGGCCAAGGAGUUCCACAGUAACAUCCAAGAACUACUUACCAAGAUGGCCAAGUGCGAGGAGUCCAUUGGGCUUCUUCCUCCUGCCAGUUUUGUCCUGGAUACAGUCUGUGCUCAGCUACAGGAUCACAAGACACUGGUGAAUGAGGUGAACUGUUAUGGUGAAAAGAAGACCACGGUGGAGAAUGCAGGCUCCAGACUGACAGAACUGAGCAGGAAGGAAGACUGCGAUGUGAUUCAGAACCUAAUCAUGACUGUUCAGGACCGCUACAAAAAGCUACAACAACGCACUGCAGAGAGAGGCAGGAUACUGGAAGAGGUCAAAAAGAAUGCCAGACAGUUCAAUGAGUCUUGGCGCCUGCUGCUGGACUGGAUGACUGAGGUUGAACAAACUUUAGACACGCAUAAAGAGAUCGCUGUGUCCUAUGACGAAAUCAAACAGCAACUGACUGAACAGAAGGAGUUCCAGAAACUCCUGAGGUCAAAGAGGCCCAUGUACGAUGCCACACUGAAGAGUGGUCGCAGCCUUCAUGAGAGGGCGCAAACCAACCAAGACAGACAGCACCUGGAAAACCUGCUGGCUGAGCUCAAAGAUGCCUGGGACACCAUCAGUGGGAAGUCUUUGGAGAGGCAACAUAAACUAGAGGAGGCACUGCUGUUUUCAGGCAGAUUCACCGAUGCUCUCCAGGCACUGAAUGACUGGCUAUAUAGAGCAGAGCCUCAACUAGCUGAAGACGUUCCUGUUGGUGGGGACAAAGACAUGGUCAGCAAUCUCAUAGAGAAACACAAGGCUUUCCAAAAGGAGCUGGGGAAGCGAGCUGGGUGCAUUAGGACACUGAAGCGCUCUGUUAGGGAUCUGACCAGGAGCAGCACAGCUGAUGCCCACUGGCUGCAGGAGCAGAUGGAUGAACUGGAGAGUCGCUGGGAGGCUGUGUGUAAAUUGUCGGUCACCAAGCAGGACAGGCUGGAGGCUGCACUUCAGCAGGCUGAAAAGUUUGAUGGUCUUGUCCACACUUUCAUGGAGCGCCUGACGGAGGCAGAGCGGGUACUGAAAUACGGGGUCAUACCUGAGGAGGAGGAAGGCUUGCUUGCCUUCCGCAGACAGCAUCAGGAGUCAAUGAGUGCUCUGCAGGCCCAGGAGAUGGAACUGGAGAACAUCAGGUGUCUGGGUGAGGAGAUCCUAUCCUCCUGUCACCCAGACUCCAUAAUCACCCUCAAAUCUUGGAUCAGUGUCACCAAGACCCGUUAUGAGGAGGUUCAGACUUGGGCUUUGCAGCAGGGCCAGAAGAUCCAGUCCGGUGUGGCAGCACUGGAGGCAGAGAAAGAGGAAGUCCAGAGGCUUCUGGACUGGAUCGCCUCAGCAGAGGAGGCCCUCAACCUCAGGGAACAAGAGCCGCUGCCUGAGACCAUUGCUCAGAAUCAGGAACUGAUUGAGCAGCACAUGGUAUUCAUGGAGGAGCUGAACAAAAAGGUGCCAGAGGUGGAACAUGCUACGAAAUCCUGCAAACACAAAAGCAUCUCUAAACAGCAAGCUUCUCCCAGCAAAAGGCCCCUCACAAAAAGAAGGAGCACUCAGAAGAUCCAGCCUGCUGCACACGUCCCCCUGGAGCACCUUGACCCCCAGACCCCACAGCUCAGUCAGCUGGUCAGCCACUGGCAGAAACUUUGGCUCCUGACUGCGGCGAGACAAAACCGUCUGGAGCAACACCAGCAAGCACUCAAAGAGAUGGAAGAAUUUGCAAACUUCGACUUCAACGUUUGGCGAAAGCGCUAUAUACAGUGGAUUAGCCAUUUGAAGUCUCGGAUCCUAGACGUUUUCCGCAGCAUCGACCGGGACCAGGACGGGCGCAUCAGCCACAAGGAGUUCAUUGACAGUGUCCUUGCUUCUAAAUUUCCCACAAACUCUCUGGAGAUGAAUGCAGUGGCAAACAUCUUUGACAUGAACGGCGACGGCUUCAUUGACUACUAUGAGUUUGUGAGUGCGCUACACCCUAGCAGAGAUCCAUACAGGAGAACUCUGGAUGCAGACCAAAUCAAUGAAGAGGUGAGUCGACAGGUAUCCCAGUGUAACUGCCCCAAGAGAUUCCAGGUGGAGCAAAUAAGUGCCAACAGAUACAGGGUGAGUGAUUUUCGUUCUCAGACAGCUAUUCAGAAAAUGUUUCCGUAA
Messenger RNA from Myripristis murdjan (pinecone soldierfish), 2295 nucleotides. RefSeq names its product microtubule actin crosslinking factor 1b (gene macf1b). The record is from RefSeq and is a predicted model, not a curated record. The transcript is spliced from 15 exons. Lineage: Eukaryota; Metazoa; Chordata; Actinopteri; Holocentriformes; Holocentridae. Gene Ontology annotation, biological process: wound healing; intermediate filament cytoskeleton organization. Gene Ontology annotation, cellular component: intermediate filament; membrane; cytoplasm. Bases 1 to 2295 code for a protein of 764 amino acids. Gene Ontology annotation, molecular function: structural molecule activity; calcium ion binding; microtubule binding.